AGCUCUUUCUCUCUGCUGCUCCCGCUCUCAAUAUUUCCUCUCUUCCGGACAAGAAUUUUCCCGGUCGUGAUUUGUGGUUCCCCAUAUUUUCCUAUUAUAUCCCCAAUUGAACUCAUUUUUUCGCACCCAAUCAUAACUCUUGAAAAUCUUGAACAACUAUCUGUACUAUUGCUUCUGUAUCAUUUUUGUUUGUCUUCGAAGAAAAAUAAGCUCAACGAAAUCAACAUCCCUUUAUUUUCGAGUAAGAUUUUUUUUUUUUUAAAUUUUGCUUUGAAAUAAAACCAUGUCGCAGCAGUUCGCCGCUCUCACCGCACAAGCCACAGCGCAGGCGCAGGCCGUGUUGCAGCGUGUCAAUUUCCUCACUGACCCGGUGAUUCUGCAAGCAUCCAUGGCUAUGGAACCAGUAUUCAGACAAUACACCAUGGUCAAAGACCAGCUAAAUGCCAGAGUCUUGCAACCUGCCACAGGAAUCUUAAUGCCGUAUGCACAGCCUGUUGCACAGCAAUUAAAUGGAAGCGCCCUGGGAACAACGGUCGGCAUCACCGUCUCAGCAGACACCUUGGUUUUACUCCUGGUGCUUUUUCUAGCAGGGAUUCUAUUGGGCAUUGGGUUGGGAGCGUUGAUCGCUAUGGUGCAAAAGCUUUACGAAGAUCGCUGUUUCACUUUUUAUCGUGACAUCAAGAGUUACGAAAAGAACAAGUCUCAGUCUGAUGAAACGAGUCCCAAAGGAACAGGACUUCGCGACGUGAAACCAAAUGUGAAUGGAGCCGGUAAAAAAUUGGAGCCACUGAAUAAAAACAAAAGUAUUGUGGUCAACGAGCCUCGUAAGAAGGAGGACUUGAUGGUGAACGAGGACUUGGUGAACAAGAACUCUGAAGAAGCUGUGGGUGGGAGCAAAGAUGAAGCUGAGAAAGACGACGAUCGUGAUACUGGCAUUGACGGGAGGGAUACGAUUCGUCCUGUCGGAGCGGUGCUGGAUGGUACAACAGAGCUGUCUUCACCAACUACAUCUUCCAAAGUAAAAGCUGAAAGGACUCUGAUCAUCGCUGACAAUAAGAGCGUUACACUGUGCAAUGACGAGCAUUUUUCCAGGGUGCGUGAACGUUGCGGUUUAAGAAACGACUUCUUGAAGAACGAAUUCGAAUUUACCCCUGACUUCUUCGAACCCCAUGGUGGCAAAGGUGGAGAAUUGAUGUGCUUCACACGCAGUCGCAAGUUCAUUGUCAAGCAAAUGUCUCCUGGGGACCAUCAAACACUGCUCGAAAUCGCCAAGCAGUACGUGGAUCACGUGCUUGGCGGUCAAACUCUGCUGACCUUGAUGCCAUUGCACUUCACGUACGAAAAGCGGCCUUAUCUCGUCAUGAUCAACUGUCUGGCCAAGAGCUACUCUGCCAAAGCAACUGCUUCUCCGCGUGACAGCUGGGAUUUGGAGAAUUUGUUAUCUUCCGAAAACGGCGGUUACGAUUUUCUCUAUGACUUGAAAGGGUGCGACGACGACAAGUUGAUGAUGCGAGCGGGGAAGAAAAUCGCCGCUGUGCGCAAGAGGAUUUGGCAUAUCUGGAUGUGGGGAGGCAAGUGCUUCUGGUCUGACAAGCGCAGAGAAUACUACCAUUAAGGGCCGUUGCCACAUUAAUGCCAAAUUCUGGUAUUAUUUGGCAUUUAUUCUUUGGUAACCUGAUUUUGAUCAUGAGGAAACCAAGAAGGGGAUCCUUGUGAUCGAAUUCAGGCUAUACCAAAUACCAGAGACAUACAGAUUCUUCAUUGCCAUCUUCCUUGACUUGUGUUCCAGUAGGAAAAGGGUCAGGGAUGAUGAGCUGAAGAAUCAUGCAAUCAUGUUGCAACCUCUAAGAUCAGGAGAAAGUCGCUGCUCGUGCCUGGAAACUCGACAACGUGCCGGAGAACGUCCGUGGUGUCGUGACUGCCGCGAUUCGACGGGACUGUGAGGAAUUUUUAAUGCCGCUGGGAUUGAUGGACUACAGCUUGAUUGUGGCUGGCAAGAAGUUGAGCAAAGCUGAUCAACUGCCAUCUUCAGCGGUGAUGAAUGACAUCACGUUGAACAAGAUACCCACAAGUCCACAAAACUGGAGAUGCCCGAUUCUGGUUACGCCUAAAAAGAUUACAGGUACAGGAGGCUCUCAGAUGAACAAAGGACAAGCAGAUGGCAAAAACAAACAAGAUGGUAAAAACAAAACCACAGCUUCAGCAGCACCAAGUACACCGCCAUCUCGUGACACCUUCCAACCAGACGAAGUACUUGUUCUCAGUAUCGGCAUCAUUGACUUUUUGCAACGGUGGACAGCGAUAAAGCGUGUAGCGCAAUGCGUGAAGGUUAUGGAGCGAGACAAAGCUACGAUUCCUCCAGAGGCUUAUGGACGCAGAUUCGCAGAUCGGAUGUGCAAGAAAUUUCUUUCAUGAUUUCAGGAAAAGGAAAAAACACCAUAGAAGGGUGAAGGUGUAGUUAGCAUCAGAGAUCUAGCUAGGCAUGCUCAGGCAGGAUGACGUAAAUCAUCUGGUCUGGUGAUCAAAAAUUGAACAGAUGUGAACAGAUGCAAAGAGGAGGCGGAAGUAACUCUGUUUUAGUACGCAUUUCAUAAAUUUCCCUUCGCUGGCUCGCGACACGGCAGAGAUACAUUAGACGUUUACAAGUAAGAAAUUGAACAAAAAAUCGACCAACAUCAUCAUCAAGAAAUUGAACAAAAAAUCGACAUAAUCAACUACAUAUGCUGGUAGUUAUAAAGAUAGUAUGCUCCUACCGAAUACGACGUCAAUAUCUAUAGGAGUAGGAAAACGAUUUUAUUUUUAGGAAGAUUGAACUCUUAUUUUUUCAUGAAAUUUGUCCGUGG
Molecule: messenger RNA, 2843 nt
Organism: Amoebophrya sp. A25
Lineage: Eukaryota; Dinophyceae; Syndiniales; Amoebophryaceae
Source: the annotation of a GenBank genome assembly